AUGACGCGCCCCACAAAUUUCUGUGCGAGCUAUGCGCGGACGAGAAGCCAAAUUGUGAUAAGUUCAGCAUUUUGGGGCUGCCCUGUUUCUGGGUGUCGAGGCUUCCUCAAGCCUCAGCACUGCCCGUCGAUACUGCCCGACAGAGUUUUCGUUCGGUGGGGAGAAGCCCUGUGUGAGGCCGUGAUCUUGGCUUCCGAGAAACUCUACUGGCCGUUUAAGGAUUGCUCAGCUCUUUUGGUGGACGACUCUUGUGGGGGAAUGGGGAGGCUGAAGGCCGACGAGAGGGGUAGUGAGGAUAUAAUGCUGGUGAACUUAGCCAAGAAUAUGAGGUGGAUUAGGUGGCCCAAGUGCAGGUUCUAUGUCGAGAAGUCUGGAGUCUUCUUGUUCAUGAUAUGCAGGAUUUUGCUGCAUUUGGAGUUACCUAAUUCUUCAAUGGCGUCCUUCGAUGAAGCUCCGCCUGGCUAUUUCAAAUCCAGUGAGAAGAUCUACUGGAACAAGUGCGAGCACUACCAUAUUGUCGAUAAGGGCGCUGACCACAAGCAGGGUCUCGUGGUGUUUAAUAACAUUUGUCUGAAUGCCAAUUUGGCGUUUUGGUUUCAGUUCAGUUAUUUCAGUAACCUUGCUGAGAUGAAGGAUUAUCUAUUGGUUGUUGUUUAA
This is a messenger RNA of Striga hermonthica, 657 nucleotides long. The record is from the annotation of a GenBank genome assembly. NCBI's taxonomy places the organism in Eukaryota, Viridiplantae, Streptophyta, Magnoliopsida, Lamiales, Orobanchaceae.